CUGUUUCACAACCGAGGUUUUGGAAGGAUUCGAUGUGCAGAGAACAAGUGGUCUGGGAGAUACGAUAAGAAAAUAUGGUUUUCUCACUCGAGCAAUAACCCAGUACUACAGAUCUCUGGAUCCUGAAGACAAAGAGAAAAGCUGUGGGGUCUGCUCUCCUUUUGAUGAAUUUAUUAAGAGGUGCCAAGAUUUAGAAAAGAUGACAGUCAGUGAUGUCUUUGCCACCCAACUCAUGCAGGUCCAACAGGUGACAGAGGAGGUUGCCAUCACUGUUCUGGAUUUGUACCCGACCCUGCUAUCUCUUGCUCGUGCAUAUUCUUCACUUGAUGGUGACGUUCGUGCUCAAGAGGAAAUGCUCAAGAAGCAGAGUAACAAUGUAAUCAAUGAAGUUGCUAGUAGAAAUAUUUUCCAACUUAUUUGGGGUAGUUGA
Molecule: messenger RNA, 430 nt
Organism: Ilex paraguariensis (yerba mate)
Lineage: Eukaryota; Viridiplantae; Streptophyta; Magnoliopsida; Aquifoliales; Aquifoliaceae
Source: the annotation of a GenBank genome assembly